Messenger RNA from Pieris macdunnoughi, 2148 nucleotides. Lineage: Eukaryota; Metazoa; Arthropoda; Insecta; Lepidoptera; Pieridae. The record is from the annotation of a GenBank genome assembly.
AUGCACCUACUUCUGUUUUGUUUACCCUUAUACUCGAUUGCGACCUUCCUGCUAGGUGCCUCAAUCACAGCGGGAAUAUUUGUUUUCCAUGUAGCUGUUGUGCCUUUAAUAUUCAAGUAUUCAAAAUCAUUUAAACAAAAUAUGAUCUUUGCUAAUUUUGCUCAAUGGCCUUUUCACAUAGACUAUGAGGACCCAGCAGCUAGUGGAAUAGAAGGUGCUAGAAAUAUUAACAUUGAGUAUCAAUCUAUGGUUGAUAAUUGCCCAGUUAAAUUAGGUAUUUGGCAUAUCCUACCAAAGAGUAGCUAUGAAAAACUAAAGGGUAGCUUUGAAGAGAGCGCGGAUAAGGAGCAACUAAGCAAGGAGUUAGACGAAGAAUUGGCCAAUUCAAAAUAUCCCAUCGUACUUUAUUGUCAUGGUAACUCGAACUCCCGUGCGGCAUCCCAUAGGAUAGAGUUAUAUCAAUUCUUUCAGAAAAUGGAUUUCCAUACAAUCGCAUUCGACUAUCGCGGAUAUGGCGAUUCAACAAAUGUCUGUCCCACUGAAAGAGGGGUGGUGGAAGAUUCACUAAUAGUGUAUGACUGGCUUAACAGCACCAUUCAGUCCAGCUCUCAACGACCUGCUGUUUUCGUUUGGGGACAUUCAUUGGGUACGGGAAUUUCCUCUCAUUUAAUGGGCAAUCUCUCAGAAUUGUCUCGCGAUGUUCUCAAACGAGAGCCAUUGCCGAGACCAAGUGGACUGAUUCUCGAAGCUCCGUUUAGUAAUUUGGCAGAUGCUGUUACUCAUCACCCAUUGUCCGCGCUUGUAAGAUGGCUGCCAUACUUUGACAAUACAUUCGUGUCGCCGUUCAGAUCGAGCGAAGAAUAUUCCUUCAAGUCAGACUCACACUUGGCCAAGGCGAAAGAGUUGCCAGUUCUCAUAUUACACGCUAAGGAUGACGUCGUCGUUCCCUUUGUUGUGGGGCUUAAGUUAUAUAAAUCAAUAUUGGAGUCGCGGAAUAAUGAUGGCUCAAAAGUCAAACUACACGCUUAUGACAAACAGCAAAACUUAGGUCAUAAAUAUAUCUGCCACGCCGAGGAUCUAGAACAAGUUAUUGGCGCAAUCCUCCUUACUGGCGCGUCCUUAACCGCGAGCGUUUUCUUCAUGCAAGUGGCAGUACUACCUUUAAUGUUCAGAUACAGUAAGACUGUACAAAGGAAAAUGGUAUUUUCUAACUGCAUAAAUUACCCAAAGAAUAUGGACUUCGAGAAUCCGUCUAGUUGCAACGUAAUGGGAGGAAGAAAUUUUACUAUAGAGUUUCAAUCUAAAGUCGACAACCGCCCGAUAAAAAUAGGUAUAUGGCACUUUGUACCAUCUUCCGUGUUACGUGAGCUGAUGUCAGUCAAUGAUGAGAUGACAAUCUGUGACCGCCUGCAACGUGAGCUGGAGAACACUCAUAAUACAAUCGUGUUGUAUUGCCAUGGUAACUCAAAUCACCGUGGAUCACCUCAUCGCCUACAAAUGUAUAGAGUUUUUCAAGAAUUGAAUUUUCAUGUCAUCGCUUUUGACUAUAGAGGUUAUGGCGACUCAAGCAAUGUGAGACCAACCGAAAACGGCGUCGUGGAAGAUGCUUUGAAAGUUUAUUCUUGGCUGAGUGGCGUGGUAGAUGAGAGAAGGCGGCCUAUGAUCGUUUUGUGGGGUCAUUCAUUAGGCACAGCAAUAGCAGCUAACCUGGUGGCGAAUUUAGACGACCUCUGUCGUAGUAACAAUCAGAAGUGUUUGCCGGCUCCAGAUGCGCUGGUACUCGAAGCUCCCUUCAAUAACUUGCUUGAUGAAAUUGAAAAACACCCAUUUUCAAAGCUGGUAUCCUGGCUUCCGUAUUAUAAGCAGUCCUUCGUGAAGCCCUUCAGUACGUCUACGGAGUAUUCCUUCACGACUGACGAGUAUUUAGCAAGAGUGACCAAUCUUCCUUUACUCAUCUUACAUUCUAAAGGAGAUAGGAUUGUGCCGUACGAACUGGCGGUCAAGUUAUACGAAUGCGUGGCGCAGUCGCGAAUUAAGGGAGGUGCUGUAUUGCAGUUUCAUGUCUUUGACAGAGGUCACAACGAUCUAUGUGAAGCCAAGAAAUUGCCUGGAGUUGUGAGAGAUUUUCUCAACGUUAUCAAGAAGUAA